AUGAUGUUACGAGACUUCUUAGACGGGCAAACCAAGUUUAAUUCAUCGGGAGGGAGAUGCUGGCCGACGAGGCAAAAGACUUGCUAGGUUUUUCCCCAAAUUGUCGUCCCUCCUCAUCUCAGGUUAAAGCGGCCUAUAGAAGGAAGGUAUGGGAAACUCAUCCUGAUCGCUUUCCUGCUCACGAAAAAUCAAAUGCAGAAUGUAAAUUCAAGAUGAUUAGCGAAGCAUACAGUUGCCUGUGCUCUGGAGCAGGAGUGCAAAGUUCUCACGCAGACUCAUACUCGUAUGUUGUGCGAACUGGAGUUCCAAGAACAUAUGGAGGAAGAAGGAACCAGCGACUGGUUGGAUUUCCUUUCAUUUUUAUAAUUGUAGGUACAGUUGCGCUGGCAGGAUCAAAUGUGGCCAGGGCCUACAGAAAGGAAAAGCAGGCUUAUCCUUCUCAUAAUCCUUUUCUCCCCUGAUCGAUGCAGGAGCCAUUUCAAUUAUGGUUUCAAUAUAUUGUAUGUAGUAUAGCAAUGACUAGCAGAGUGGAGUUCAAUUGAACCUACUAUAUUAAUGGCACUGUGGUCAAAUGGCUGGCUGUAUCAGUUUUCUAUAAUUCUACAUAUAUAGCAGAAAGGAAAACGCCAACUCUUGUGGGAA
Molecule: messenger RNA, 642 nt
Organism: Ipomoea nil (Japanese morning glory)
Lineage: Eukaryota; Viridiplantae; Streptophyta; Magnoliopsida; Solanales; Convolvulaceae
Product: chaperone protein DnaJ
Exons: 6
Coding region: 57-461 (134 amino acids)
Cellular component (GO): cytoplasm; nucleus
Molecular function (GO): protein-folding chaperone binding; protein folding chaperone
Source: RefSeq, a predicted model, not a curated record